Messenger RNA from Hydractinia symbiolongicarpus, 1515 nucleotides. RefSeq names its product CD151 antigen-like. The record is from RefSeq and is a predicted model, not a curated record. The coding region runs from base 103 to 870 and encodes 255 amino acids. NCBI's taxonomy places the organism in Eukaryota, Metazoa, Cnidaria, Hydrozoa, Anthoathecata, Hydractiniidae. Gene Ontology annotation, cellular component: membrane. The transcript is spliced from 8 exons.
AAAUGGGCGAGUGGCUAUCAAAAUAUCAAAAGUAAAGUAUCGAUAGCUUUGCACUCGGUUAAAGAAGAAAGGGACAGAAAGUAGUGUAAAAUACAGACAAACAUGGGCAGACGUGGCUGUGUGAGUCUUAGUUGUGUAAAAACUUGGUUUCUGGUUUUCACUGCUGUAUUAUGGUUGAUAGCUGCUGGUCUUUUUGGAAUUGGGGUUUGGACGUUGGUUGCAAAAAAUGAAUACGAAACAUUGCUAGGAAGCGUCACCUAUGUUACAACUGUUGGUUUGAUGCUGGCAGGAGGUUUAUUUGCCAUGUUUGUGUGCAUAUUUGGAAUUAUUGGUGCAAUCAAAGAAAGUAGAUUCAUGGUUUUGGGUUUUUUCCUAAUGAUUGUCAUCGUUUGCUUAAUUGAGUUGGUGGGUGGCAUCAUUGCUUAUGUUUAUCGGGGAAAGCUAAACUCUGAAGUUGAACGUAGUCUUCGCAUUACGAUUGCUACAAGCUAUGGACUUAGCGGAAAUGAGAAAAAGACUGAAGCCAUUGACAAGUUACAGAAAAAUUACAAAUGUUGCGGAGAUGUUGAUUACAAGAGCUGGGAGAAAUCUGAAUGGUGGCUUCAACAGAGCCGAAACAGCAACCAAAGCUUUCGAGUACCAGACUCCUGUUGUAUUUCGCCAUCUAAAGGUUGUGCCGACGAUCGUAACCAUCCCUCGAAUAUUUGGCGAAACGACCUAUCGCCUCUUGGUUGUUUCAGCGCGCUAGAAGACUAUUUGCUGAAGCAUUUGUUCAUUAUUGGAAUUGCUUGUAUUGUUUCGGGUUUAGCACAGAUCAUCUGCAUCGUUCUAUCCAUGUGGUUGUACCGUUUGAUUGUCGAGUUCCGUUGAAUCGACGAAAGAAACGCUCGUAAAGUGAUGUAGUGGUAAAAGAUCUGGAAAAGAAAUUUAUAUUUGUACAAUAUAAAUAAAUCUGUAUGUGUUUUUUCGUGGUCAAUGUGAGCACGAGAAUGUGGACAAAAUUUAAAAUUCAUUUUUUUUUGUGAAAGCGAAACUGUGGUUAAAGUAUGCCGACUUUCAAUAUUAUUCUAGUGAGUUUAAAAGUUUAAUAAUGUUGUCGUUCAACCCCCUCAUAUUAUCAAGAACCCGCUCAUAAACAAAGCUCGCAGUGGAACAUAGAUUUAAAUCGUAUGUUAUAAAUCGUAAGAUGUCGCAUAACAUUGAAAAACUGUAUAAACCAUAAACCACAUUGUUUAAUUCAAUCAUAUUCAACCUGAUUUGUACUGACCAUUCCAUUUUUCUUCUGUCAACUUCUAUCAUUUAGGAGUAUUAUUAAGUUUUUUAAUUAAUUUUGUCAUUUUAUAUUUAUUUGUUUUUUUAUGUGUGUUAUUCAGUAGUCAUCUUUUAAACUCAUCUCUUCUGCAAUUAUGUAGCUAGAUCCACAUACAAUUGUUUUAAAAAAUAUUUGACAAUUUUUACUACUGUAUAUUUAUUCAUUUUUAACGUUAUGUUUCUUAUAAAUACUUCUUUUUUCUA